Molecule: messenger RNA, 2799 nt
Organism: Microplitis demolitor
Lineage: Eukaryota; Metazoa; Arthropoda; Insecta; Hymenoptera; Braconidae
Gene: dgo
Product: ankyrin repeat domain-containing protein 6
Exons: 7
Coding region: 376-2799 (807 amino acids)
Molecular function (GO): protein binding
Source: RefSeq, a predicted model, not a curated record
UUGAGUACUUUCACAAGCGUGUUAUUUGCUGUAUAAAUCGAUUGUUGAUUAAAAUAAAAUUAAAAAAAAAAAAUAGACGCUGACGCCGUUGGAAAUCGACCCAGUUUAUUUAACACUUUAUUUAUUUAUUUUUGUUUUUUCAUUGUGGUCGUGUGUGUGCGUGUGUGAUGAAGUGGAUUGGGCAUGAGAAAAUAAGUUUUAAUUGAUAUGUUUUGUGUUUAUGUGUGUAACGGACGUGAGAUCAUGUUUUGAUAAGAAAAAUAUUUUUUUAGUGAUUUGUGUGGUGAGAUUUGUGUGUUUGUGGUGAUAAAGUGUCGCUGGAUUUCUUGUGGAUGAGAAUUUGGGAUUAGAAAAAUUGAUCGAUGCAUCGUAGGAAUGGCAGAAAAGAUAAGGGAGGCGUCUGCACGCGGAGAAAUAACACGUUUAACAAGACUAUUAGAUGAUGGCAUUAAACCAUUGCCAGACGAGCACGGUCGCUCCGCGUUAUUUAUUGCCGCCGCUUCUGGGCAACUCGACGCUAGUGAAAUAUUAAUAAAGUACGGCUUAGAUGUCAAUACACCAGAUAACACCGGAGUCACUCCGUUGCAAAAAGCCGCUGCCGAGGGACAUCUUGAAGUCGUUGAGCUUUUGCUGAAACAUGGAGCUGACGUUUCGAGGCAGGAUAAUGUUCAUGGAAACUCGGCACUACACGAAGCCUGUUGGCGAGGAUACAGUCGCACAGUGUCGGUACUAGCCAAAGCCUUGGGGACACAACGAGGCCCUCUGCACGCAAGAAAUUUUUCCGGAUUCGCUCCACUGCACUUAGCUUGUCAAAAUGGACAUAAUCAAAGUUGCCGUGAGCUGCUACUGGCUGGUUGCAAUCCUGACCUUCAAAAUAACUGUGGAGAUACUCCUUUGCAUACUGCGGCACGCUACGGCCAUGCAGGUGUUACCAGAAUAUUAAUUUCUGCGCUUUGUCGUGUUUCGGAUCAGAAUAAAAAUGGCGACACUGCGCUUCAUAUUGCAUCGGCAAUGGGCCGUCGUAAGCUGACCCGAAUCCUUCUGGAAGCCAAUUGUGACCGGACGCUUCGUAACAAGCAGAAUGAGACUGCCAAGGACAUCGCGCGACGUAAGAACCUCGUAGAGAUUCUGGAGAUCAUCAACAAGGCCAAGUCUAAGUCUCGGUCCCAUUCCAAGACCCGGUCCCAAGAUGGGGUUGACUCGGUUCCCAAAAGUCCGCUACCUCGGGACUCGCAGCUGAAUGCUUCCAAGCGUAAAGAUUCUAAGGAAAACAAAGAGUCCAAAGACAAGGAGCCGAAAUCAAAGGAUCUGAAGGAAAAGGUCAAGGAAAUUAAGGACAAGGUAAAGGAAUUCAAGGAGAAGGAUAAAAAACCCAAAGAAAAAAAUAAAGUCCACUUUGAAUCCCAGAGGCAGUGGUCACCUUACGGCUGUCACUAUUAUCCUGACCCUGAGUCAUUUCCUUCUCCGAAGCUCGACUCCUUGCCCUCGGACCCUCUGGCACGAGGAGAACAGUAUUAUCUCGAUUUGGCGGGAAAUAUUAGAAAGGGACCGGUUGGUGUGGGCUAUACUUGCUACUGUGCGCCAUUUUUCAGGCAUAUGGAAGCCAAAAUGAAGCGUGACAAGGCUGAAUUGAAGGCUCACAUCGAGCAGGCCCACGAAAGGCUCGAUCUGAAGGUGGCGCAUCUGGAAAAACGGACACGAGGGCAAAUUUCAGAGCUUACGCGUCAUUUUGUCGCUGAAAAGGCUCGUUGUGAAGACAAGCAUGCGCACAUGCGACGUUGGCUUACGCGAAAUGGCGCUGGAAGACAUUCGGAACGACCUGCGCAGCCCGCGCAUACACAGAAACGAACUGCGCAUGGUUCGGGACCUGUGAGGGCGAGGUCAGUUGAAGAUUUGUUGGAUGAGCGACCAGCAGACAGGAGUUUCGAGAUUCCUGGAGAAACUUCAGGCCAGAGAUUGGGAAGUCUGGACAAUUUGGACAUCCCAGCGAUUCCGAGAUUGAGUAAAAGCUUGAAGGAUCUACCGCAUGAGAACGGAAGAGUUCUGAGAGUACUUGACGUUGCUCCGAGAUUAAAUGAGACCUUUGACGGCGUGAUUGGCCGAAACCGAUCUCAGGAUCACGCCUGGAUGGAAGAAACGAGCCGGCUCGAAGGACCAAAUCGGACGGAAGCCGAAGAAGAUCUAGAGCUCGCUAACAGCCGGAGAAGUGUUCACGAGAUGAUCAAAAGGUUCCAGCAGAUUCCGGGGAUGCACAAGGGCCGUAGGCCCAAGAGUGAACUCGCAGACUCUAAAAGUCGGGCCUCAGGCAGCUGGAACGCCAACGACAGUGAGAGCAGCGAAGUCGACGACCCGGCCCCGAAUAAAAACGCGGGACUUUUGGGAGGAAAUAGCCAACUAGUGGAUCAGAGUGCGAUCAAUUUGACUGGGGGUAAUAAUUACGAGACUAUUGCGAGGAUGCCCUACCGCAGUCGCAGCGCUGUCUACAGCCCAACGCCUUUCCAUCACACCAUGGGGGCCCAUGGGCACGAUGAUGUCCACAACGACUCGGGCUACAGCACACGGAUGUACGGCUCCAGUAAAGGAGCUUCGCCAUCUUUGUCAGGGCAACUGGACUGCGAUGUUCUCAUGCAGUCACGUAAUUUUUCGAGCCGAGAGCACUUAGCAGCCCUCUUGGAGCAGCCACGAGUCAACGCGUCAUUAAAUGCGAGCAAUGGCAUCCACAAUGGCCACGAACUGACGGUUUUUGAACGCAGUUCCGAUAAUAUGGUAAUUAAUAUCGGUACUGCAAGUCUUGUUUAA